Messenger RNA from Schistosoma haematobium, 8130 nucleotides. RefSeq names its product Serine/threonine-protein phosphatase 2A activator. Gene Ontology annotation, biological process: mitotic spindle organization. The record is from RefSeq and is a predicted model, not a curated record. Gene Ontology annotation, molecular function: protein tyrosine phosphatase activator activity; peptidyl-prolyl cis-trans isomerase activity. Bases 603 to 1358 code for a protein of 251 amino acids. The transcript has 7 exons. Gene Ontology annotation, cellular component: protein phosphatase type 2A complex; cytoplasm; nucleus. NCBI's taxonomy places the organism in Eukaryota, Metazoa, Platyhelminthes, Trematoda, Strigeidida, Schistosomatidae.
CCAAAGCAAGGAUAACCACAAGAAAAAAUCACAGCCCUUUUUGAAACCAUAUGCCUUUAAUAAAGAUGCCACUGUUGAGUGUACCAACGAAUGAAGAGAAAAUGCUCAGAAAGACAUGGUUUCGCAAAAAUACUGACCAAUGAAGAAGUUGAUGUGCUACAAAGUCUACACAAGGUCAGGUACGGAUAACGGCCUUGAACGAAGUAGAAGCCUUCGCUUAACGAGGGUACGUAUCUGGAAACAGUGGGUCACCGGUGACUUCAGAUGGGUUUAACUAAAAGAAUUGUAUCUCCAGCUGAUUUACGUCAGUGGACUUCUUCUAUCGCUUGUAAUGAGAUUCUUAACCUAAUAAAUAGUGUCAAUAGUAAAUUGGUCUCUCGUCCAAUCCAGGAUAAUUUGAAAUCUUCUAAGGUGUUUUGGAAGUUACUAUUAUAAAUGUAACUAUUUCAGGCCAUAAUGUUGAUUACCCACCUGAGGAGCAGCCGCAGAGAUUUGGAAAUAAAGCAUUUAGGCGAUGGUUUACAUGGCUACAAGAGAAUGCCAUUGAGAUUGGUUCAACUAUUUUUCAUGAUCAUGGUACCACAGAUUUCACUGAUCCACCAAUGUUAUACACCGAAGCAGUUGACGAAGUUUCUGGUUAUCUAGUCGAAUCAUUUGGAAAUUCAACACGUAUCGAUUACGGGACUGGUCAUGAAUUGGCUUUCUUAGCGUUUUUAACUUGUCUUUUCAAACUGAACAUUCUAAAAACACAAACUGAUUCUGGUGCAUCAACUAUAAAUGAUCUCCUAGCUGUUGGGCUUGUUGUAAUGCCAAAGUAUCUAGUAUUAGUUCGUCUGUUACAAACAACAUAUCGUAUGGAGCCUGCUGGCUCUCAUGGUGUAUGGUGUUUGGAUGAUUUUCAAUUUGUACCUUUCAUUUGGGGCAGUAAUCAAUUGAUUGGCAGUCAGCACAAUCCUACCGUGAUAACAGAUCGUGAUGUUGUUGAAUUGGAGAAAGAUAAAUACCUUUUAUUUUCAUGUAUUUCUUAUAUUCAUCAUUGUAAAACUGGUCCAUUUGAAGAACAUUCACAUACGUUGUAUGGAAUUAGUGAAGUACCGAAAUGGGAAAAAGUUAAUUCUGGUUUAAUUAAAAUGUAUAAAGGUGAAGUUUUAGAAAAAUUUCCAGUCGUUCAACAUUUUCUAUUCGGUAGUUUAUUAUCAUUUGAUAGAGUACAAAAUAGUAAACCUUUGGGUGGUAGUGGAAUAAAUAUUGGUGGAGGUUUUAGUCAACAAGGAUUUAUUCCUUCAAAUAUUGAUUCAUUUAUAAAACCGAUUUCAUCAACAAUCCAGCAAUCAAAUCAACACGAUGAAAAAUCGUAGAGUUACAAAUUAAAAGUUGAUGGAUUAUACAAUAAAUAUUAUUCUACAUAUAAUGAUAAACUCGACUUUUUUUUUCUCUAAUUAAGUCGUAAUCUUCUUCUUUUUUAUGGAUUGCUUAGCAAUUUUCGAUGAAUUUUAUCUUGUUCACAUAAUUGAUCAUGUAUAUAGAUGCUUGCAAUGACUAUAAUUUUCAACGUUGACUUUUUUGUUUCGUUCAUAAAUGGUUUCGUAAUACAAGUUUGAAAUUGGUCAUAGACAACGUAGGAUCUAACAUGAAUGUGUAUCAGCUCGAGCUGCUACACAUCAAAUGAGCACAAGUGAGAAAAUUAACAAAAUGAAAAGUAGAUGAAGAUAAAUAAUAUCAAUGUCCGAGUGAUGUCAUAGAAUGGAAGUAUAGAAUAACACUAAGCUUACUGAUUUUUUUAAAAGAUGAUAAAUACUGAAUACAACUGCGAUCGAUCUCAGGACAUACCACUUUAUGCCUUAAACUAUAGGUUACGAAUAAUUAUUCGUUCCAAUCCUGGGAUUCUGAAUCUCUCCACUCGGAUUAAACCAAUAGUUAGUGAUAAAUAUAUUUUUGUUAUAUCCCGAUGAAUAGAAAAAUUAUAUUUCUGACGUUUCGUGACUUAAUAUAGUUAGUUGUUUCACAGACUUAUAAUAUGUCCUGGUUUGGCUUCGGUUAGUGUGAUUUUACCAUAUUCGUGUAUUAACCAGCGUAUAUAUAUAACUCAUAAUGAUUCAUCAGUCACUCAAUGCCACCUUUCUAAGAUGUUUAUCUAAUUAGGGGAGUCUUAUUAGAACCUAUCUACUUGAUGCUGUUGAGAAGUUGGUGACCUUCAAAUAACAUAUGCUCUAUUCUAAUUUUUUUUCAUCACUGUUAAUCAUUCUCUCCAUCGACGUGAACACCCUCUAUGACGUUAGUUAUUAUUUUCCAAGAUUGACUUUAAUAUUCGCCAUUGAACUUCAGAGUUAUGAUUACUAUUUUAAAGUAUUGAUAACUAAUCAUCGAUACGUUUAAUUGGUUAUUUAAUCCAUAAACCUACCAUUGGGUAGACUUCUCGACCUUGAGUAUGCGGAUGAUAUUGUCUUACUAUGCGAUAAUGCCCAAGCCAUGCAAUCCGCACUUAAUCAGUUGACAAUCACUGUCCGUAGGUACGGUAUGUGCUUUGCACCUUCGAACUGCAAAGUACUUCUACAAGUAUCAUCAUCAUUUCAUUCUGUUGGAAAAAGCGGAGAGGUGGUCAGUGUAUGACAUGGUGUCGAAGUACGAAAGAAGGCUGUAAAGGGCUAGCCUGUGUUGGUCCUUGACGACUCCCUGGCUGGGGUCCGAGAGAUGGUGCAACACAGUGGCUAAAGACGUUAUCAGAUAUGGCUCAGAAUAGAAGCCAGUGGCGACCCUGCUGUAACCUUUUACUUUCUUCAUAAAAAGUGGUUGUAUCUUCCUAAACUGAAAUGAUUCUUCCGAUUGUACCUUUCCAUUUCCCCCAUUAUUAUUAUUAUUAUCAUUACUACACUUCUUUACACUGAUCUGGUCGUUGUUGCUCUUCAUUUUUUCUUUUGCACUCGUUACCUUUGUAUCCCUCCCCAUUCUCGUUGUUUUGUGUGGCGCAUAUAUAUUUGGUGUCCCCUUUUACCAAUAUUUAUGUGUUUGUAAUGUCGGCUAUUAUGUUAAGCCCAUAUACCUUAUUCUAGCCUACGGACAGCUCAAUCUAUUGAUUCUAGUUGAGUCACAUUCUGAACUUGUUAAUUAUUCGCUUAUCAACCUUGACUGUUUUUAUAUGAUCACGUAAGUUUGUGUACACUUCUUAUCCCAUUAUUCAUCACAUGUCUGUAACUUAUUUUUGUGUGACUAUAAAUGUUGAUUAACGCUUGGUUAAAGGGGGAGUUGGCUUACCAGCCAUCUCCACUGCCCGUCGUUUUGCUUUGUUCUAUUCCAUUCGCUUCAUAUACAAAAUAUAUGUAUCCAAAGGUCCAUUCUCGUUAUUUGACUUAUUUAAGUAGAUGAUUAUAUACGAGGAUAGGCGAUAACAAGCAUUUAUACGAUCUACUUGGAGUCAGAUCCCGGGCCACUAAAGUGGAGAGCCCGUCAACAAACAUCGUCCGAUCUAAAUUAUGACGAAAUACAGGGCCCCACAUGUUCAAAUAUAUAAAUAUAUUACACAAUUUACAAACGUGGGCAUAGUUAUUUAAUUUGUGAUAUACUGCUAAGUGUAAACUGUAAUAAAGUAUUCCAAACAAAUAAAGUAAGAAUAAUGUUAAAAGAUGAAUUGUCAAUCAGUAACGGAUAAUUUCAAUGGUUGAGACCAUGAGUCAAUGGAAACUAGACCAUCAUUGAAACCUGGCUCCAAGAGGUAUUUCCUGAAGUUCUAGUGAGACGCAGUGACCUAUGAAGUUCAACUGGGUCUAUUGUGAGAUAGUAACUCAAUGAAGACAAUGGUGGAUGUGUCGCUCAAUUUCGUGAAUUAGUUGGAGUUAGACAAUAACACCGUUGGAUGCCGGCCCAGUGGUCCUAUGGGUAAGCGCCCGCGCGCAAGACUGAUAGAUCCUGGGUUCGGAUCUCGCGAGGCGGGAUCAUGGAUGCUCACUACUGAGGAGUACCAUACUAGGACGAAACGGUCGUCCAGUGCUUCCAGGUUUUCCAUGGUGGUCUAGCUUCAAUUGACUCAUGAUCUCAAUCACUUAAAUUACUAUAAUAUUCACAAAAACCCUUCUGAUAUGAAGCAACGAACAAAUUGUGUGAAAUGUGCAAAUGUUUAUGGACUAAAGUUUUGAAUGGGUAUUCUUAUUAUAAAUGCUUGAGGUGAUAGUUCUAGAAUAUUAAGAUGAUUUUAUUACGCAAUGUGAUGGAAUUUUUAGAAACUUGGAAAAACAAGCAUAUGAGUUUAACUUAAUAGAUCGUGAUUACCAGUAAUCGAAGUAAAGCGAGGUCUAAAUGUCAUCAAAACAACAGAAGAUUAACUACUAACAUUUCGGAUACAAAAGUCAGGUAUAAGCCCUUAAACUGUUAUACCUUCUAGGAGUUUUAGCAACGUGGAGUUGGGUUGUCUACUGAUAACCUUGAACGAAUUCAUUUGAAUAACGUUAUGCCUGUUAAACUAGUAGGCGGUGUACUACUGGACUUUGUAAACAAUUUUCCCAGUCAUGUUUUUUUUAAGUACGCUCAUUAAAAUGAGAAAACCGUUUUCCUGUCCUUCAUGUUUCGUGUAAAUUAUUAUGCAGUUGCAGGCAAAAUAUGACUGAUAUUCAUCUGGUUUUGUUUGUGUUAUUAAGCACAGGAUUGUGUAAAGUGAGAUCUACUUCGCAGCAGAGAAUGUGUUUCUCAAAACUGCUUUUAGUAUUUUAUGGAUUUUCCCGAUUAUUUGGUCACCUUCGAAUGACGGUCGGACAGAAACUUUCUUGUCUUCGGGAUUUUUUCUCCAUGGAUGUUUUCGGGUUUGUAUUAUUUCGUUUUACUUUGGUGUUAGGCGCUACAUUUCUUUAUAAUUGAUUGAGGGUAUCCAUUUUCGCACAAAUAAUUAUUUGCGGAAACACACUGGAUCUUGUUUAGUGAACAUGAAUAUUUGUCUAGAAAGCAUUCAUCUACUGACAUUUUUAAUCAGUAGCUCAAGUUUUUCGUAUCAUUUUUCACUAUUCAUUUGGUGAUGGCUAAGGAUUCGUUAUGCAUGGAAAUUUCCCAUUGUAUAUACCUUCCCAGUCAUGAGUUGAAGUUAAACUACAACAGAUUAUUAGAAAGAAAUUCUCCAAUACUUUUCUUUGUUCAAGUUUACUACCUAACUUAGUUUCUGCAAUAUUUUGUCAAACUAUAUUGACUGAUCAGUGAUUGAUAACCAGUCUCGGUUGCUGACCGAUUGCAAUCGUUUAUAUUUUAAGUGGUAAAACUCUAUAGAUCUGGUUUUAUUAGUUCCGGCAGAGAGUAAGAGUGUGGCAAAGGGUUGUCUUUUUUUGUAGAUUGACUACAUGAAUUAGAGAUUAGGUGUAUAUGUAAAUACAGCUAAAUGUAACAUAAUUUCUCUAACUACUUCUGCGAGCGUGUAAGUGUACUUGAAAAACAAUCGUCUGUCAAUAUCGAAUAUUCUAGUUUUUUUAGUGGUUUGGCUAAGAUGUGCAGUUUACAGUUGAGUUAAGUGCUAUGAAUCCGGUGUUUGUCUUGCUGUGCUAAUGUGGUGUGGCAACCUGGACCGAUGCUUGUAUGUGCCUGGUCCUACUUUGCAACUGACUGACUAUUUAAUAAUUUAUAUUUAAUGCCUAGCGACGGUGUUGUCUUAGGUCUAUCCGUGAUAUAAACUACAAAAGAUAAUGAUUGAGAUCAUGGACCGAUCCCGUUCGUGGACUUGUGGAUGCGCACUGCUGAGGAGUCCCACAAUAGGCGAAACGGCCGUCCAGUGCUUCCAGGUUCUUUCAAUGGUGGUCUAACAUCAGUCGUUUUAUGAUCCCAAUCAAAAUCUUAAUUAUCCCCAUAACCCCAUACUCAUAGAAAAGAUGAGUUUCCGUUCAAUGUUUUGGGACAAAGCUUGCUUUAUCGAUCAUGGAAAAAAAUGAACCAGUAAUGUUCAUAACUUUUUAAUAGUUAAACAUUUUGGAGAAAGAAAAGAAAAUUGUUUGAAUGAUGAAAUAAUUUAUAAAACUUUUAUUUAUCUCGAUUAGAAAGGGUUUGAAUAAGGUAAUUAUAGUCAGUCAGUCAGCUACAACGUAGGACCAGGCACAUAUGUGCAUCGGUCCAGGUUGCCAUACCGCAUCGGCACAACAAGAUGAACACCGGAUUCAUAGCAGUGGUUAGGUCAAAGGUGGUAAUAAAUAAGAGGAAGAUUGCAUAUAGAUAUAGAGAUAUAACGAUCAAAUUAAACAUUUAUAGCAGAUUAAAGACAUAUAGACCAAUGGUUAUGUAAUUGUAUCAUAUCUAAUCAAAGAAUUAGUAAACUAUUCCGAUAACAUAUCCAUUUAAUAAUAAUUACGCAACAAUUAAUCGAUGUAUUUUAGAAACAUUUUGUAAAGAACUUCUGUUAUUUCCCACUCUGUAGUGUUGUGUGUCAAUAAUAAUGGUAAAGAGAGUCAGUGUACAAAGUCAUUUUACUUGAAUAUUUGAAUGAGAAUCUUCACUUUAUUUAUAUUCGUAAUUUUUAGACUAUCAAAAUAAUUCAUAUCAGAAGGGUUUUGUGGAUAUUAUGGUAAGUUCAGUGGUUGAGAUUAUGAGUCAAUUGAAGAAUAGACCACCAUGGGAAACCUGGAAGCACUGAACGGCCGUUUCGUCCUAUUGUGGGACUCAUGAUCUCAAUCAUUGAAAUUAUCAUAAUAUCCACAAAACCCCUUCUGAUAAUGAUCAACAUAUGCUCACUAGUGACUGGCUUGAAAAGCUAUUUCCUGGAGUUCUAGUGAGAAGCAGUGAUCAGUGGAGUUCAACCAGGUUUGUUGUGAGAUAGUAACUCACUGAAGACAAUGGUGGAUGUGUCGCUCAAUUUUGUGAAUUAAUUGAAGUUAGACAUUAACACUGUUGGAUGCCGGCUCAGGUGGGCGGGAUAAGGGAUGCGCACUGCUGAGUUGUCCUGUGCUAGGAUGAAACGGCCAUCUAGUGCUUCCAGGUUUUCCAUGGUGGUGGUCUAGCUUCAAUCGACUCAUGAUUUCAACCAAUGAAAUCAUCAAAAUAAUUCCUCAUCAAGUUGAAUUAUUUUAUUGCUGGAUACAAACCAACAGACUGUAGUGUGAGUUACUAUGUUAAGCCCACAUAGCUUAUUCUAGCUUUCGGUUAGACCAAUUUAUCCGUUCUUCUUGAGUCACGUUUUAACCUUGUUAAUUAUUCACUUAUCGACCUUGACUGUUUUUAUAUGGGCAUAUAUGUGUGUACACUUCUUAUCCUAUUCGUUAUAUGUCUGUAACUUAUUUUUAUCUGGCUAUAAAUAUUGAUCAACGCUUGAUUAAAUGAAGUUGGCUCACAUGCCUUCUCCACUGCGUGACAUUUCACUUAGCUCUCUUCUAUUCGUUUCGUCCCUCUGAUUGUCUGUUCAAAUCAAUGAUUGUACAAAAUAUACAUAUUAUCGUAUUUGACUUAUUUAAUUCCGUUAUUCACCAACGCGGAUUAAUUCGAUAACUAUUCACGAGAAUAGUCAGGCUGUAUAUUUCAACAGCAAUCAUUCAAUAGUGAUCAACAUUAUGAUCUAAUUGAAUUCAGAUCCCGGAGCCACAAAAAGACCAUCCAGAUGACUAAAUCAAAUAAAGAAUAACGGCUAUUUAAAGGAGUUCUCUUUAGAAAACUUUUUUUCUAAAGAAAACUGUAUUAGAAAUUCCAUAGGUUGAAAUAAUGAGUCGAUUGAAGCUAGACCACCAUGGAAAACCUGGAAGCACUGGACGGCCGUUUCGUCCUAGCAUGGGACUCCUUAGCAGCGCGCAUCCACGACCCCGCACCUCGCGGAAUUCGGACCCAGGACCUACUGGCUUCGCGCGCGAGCACUUAACCACUAGACCACUGAGCUAUCAUCCAACGGUGUUAAUGUCUAAAUUCAACCAAUCCACGAAGUUGCGCCACCGUACACCUGUAUUAUUUUUCAUGAAAAUAAGUAAUCAAUAUGAUGAUCACAUUUGAAAGGUGCAUUCUAAAUUGAAUUGGCUUGUGAUUGAGAUCAUGAAGUGAUUGAAUUGGUUUCACUCAUUAUUGGGUAUGGAUCGAUCAAAGACAUUAAAAAUUGUUUUUAAUUGUUUCACAAAUAUAAAAAUUCAUUUAAAACAGAAAUAAAAUAAAAAAAAUAAUCAGAUCACUUUGAUAUUUCUAUUGUCCUUAAUC